UCUGGUCAAGUUCAGUGCGUCGGUCUCCGGACCGGACGGACGCUUCUUAUUGGUUUGUUGCGGCGGUUACAUCACGCCGCUCGUGACGCGCACGUCUUCCUACUUCCUUCGUGCGCGUCUUAAAGUGAAUCUUUUAGUGGCGGAGGAGCCGCUGCAGCAUCCAGACUCCGCAUCCAGUCAGACGCUCAGUCGUGCGCUCCGCGGCACCGGACACACGGAGACACCGACGCACGAGCUCUUUUCCCUCCUCUUCUUCUUUUCUCUCAACGUUUUCUUGAUUUUAUUCCAACCGAAUCAUCACGUCCGUCACCCAGCGGCCCGCCGUCCCUCGUCUCUUUUUGGAGUCCAGCGUGUCCUCUCUUCAUCAUAAAGGGUAACCGGAGGCUUUGAUCGGCGAGGACGGGCUUUGCGGGAUAUGGCCCUGUAGCAGCAGCCCGUGAUGCCGGACCAUGACAGCGAGUCCCUCCUGAACAGACAGACCAAACGAAGACGUGUGGACAUUGGUGUAAAGAGGACCAUUGGCAGCACCGCUUCCUCCACGGCGACAGUAACCACCGAUAACAUUGCCCGCGCCAAAGCAGCCAUUUUCAGUGCCAUGAACUCUCUGAGCUCUCACUCUCACCACGGAUCAGGCGCCGACUCCAUGGAGUGCUCUGUGGUGCAGCCGCAUGGCGGGCCUGGUGUGGUCUCAGCCAGCGACAGCGAGUCCAAGUCCAAUGUGCUCCGGAAGCUUUUAAAGAGGACUAAUUCAUAUGAGGAUGCCAUGAUGCCCUUCCCUGGCACCACCAUCAUCUCACAGCUUCUCAAAAACAACAUGGCAAAAAAUGGAGGCGGGCCAGAAAGACGGAACAGAGGUGAGAGAGGGGACGGUGAGCUUCCACGCUCGGUGCUGUCCAGCGCAGGUUCGGAGGCCCCGCAGGACGACGCCUGUAGUAACUCUUCCCAGGACAGCACCCCUCAGGAGUGCCUGUCACCAUUUGGCCGUCCUCCUGGCCUGGCAACCUUUGACAUAGAACGUCUCAAUGAUGAACACCUGCGUGCCAAGCGGGCCCGCGUUGAGAACAUUAUUCGUGGUAUGAGUCAUUCACCCAGCGUAGUGAUACCAGCUGCUUCUCGUCACGAGUGUGACCACGAUAUGGACGAACGGGACAUGGAGCUCGACUGUCCACCUCCUCAGUCCCAGCAGCAGGCGCCCAGCAGCCCGCGGGGAGGCGAGAUAGGCAGCAGCAGCAGCCGAGAGAACAAGCGUAAGCAGCGUCUGCCUCAGCAGCAACAGCAGAGCUUCACCCAGCUGGUGUGCCAGAGGAAGGAGCAGAAGCAGGAGGAGCGGCGGCAGCUGAAGCUGCAGCUGGAAGACAUGCAGAAGCAGCUACGCCAGCUGCAGGAGAAGUUCUUUCAGAUCUACGACUCCACGGACGACUCUGAACACAACGACUUGCACAACGACCUUCACAAUGACAUCGGAAACAUGUCCGAGGACAGUCCGGUGAGGUCUGACAAUGGCGGCGAUGACAGAGGAGGAGAUGACCUGCGCUCUGACAAUGAGAUGUCUGACUUGGACCCAGGCCAUUUUCUGGACAGGGCACGUGCAUUGCUUCAGGAGCAGGCCCUGUUGGCAGAUGGAGAGAAGCCCAGGCGAGAUGGCCUCGUUCGGGCCAAAGGGCAGGGAGGUCCAAGCAACUCCAUGCACACUGAAGGUAAACAGCUGGCAGACACGAAGCAGGAACUCAAUUCGGCCAUGACACAGGUAGUGGACACAGUGGUUAAGGUGUUUGCCAAACCUCCACGCCCCACGCCUCAGCAGGCCUUCCCCCCACUAUCCAUACCCCCUGAAAGAUUUCCCACUGCUGUCAACGGAGACAACCCCAACUUCCACACCGCCAACCAGAGGCUGCAGUGCUUUGGUGAUGUCAUCAUCCCUAAUCCAUUAGACACAUUUGCUGGCAUUCCAGGAAUGCCUGGAGCUGCCAAUGACCAAACCGAAGCACUGCCCUUAGUCGUGAGGAAGACGCCAAGUGAGCACCAUCACCAAUCCUCAGCUGUGGGCGCACAUGGCGGGCACCAUCACCCCUCCCUCCACCCCUCAUCACUCUCUGCCUCCAUGGGAUUCAGCCCCCCAUCCUUCAGACACCCGUUUCCCCUGCCUCUCAUGGGUUACCCCUUCCAGAGUCCCCUGGGUGCCCCUUCAGGUGGCUACACAGGCAAGGAGCGUUCCUCACCAGACUCAAUGGACUUGUCCCGAGAGACCACCAGCCUGAGGACAAAGAUGGCGUCAGGCCACCACCUGGGUCACCACCACCACCACCGUUCUUGUUCACCAGUGCACCCCGGCAGCACAGCCGAAGGACUCUCGCUGUCCCUCAUCAAGUCUGAGUGCAGUGAUCUCCAGGAUAUGGCCGACAUCUCACCCUACUCAGGCAGCAAUAUCCAGGAGGGUCUUUCCCCAAAUCACCUGAAGAAGGCCAAGCUCAUGUUUUUCUACACCCGCUACCCGAGUUCCAAUAUGCUGAAGAUGUUCUUCUCUGAUGUCAAGUUUAACCGCUGCAUCACCUCCCAGCUGAUCAAGUGGUUCAGCAACUUCAGGGAGUUCUACUACAUCCAGAUGGAGAAGUUUGCCCGGCAGGCCAUCAACGACGGAGUGACUGGCGCCGAGGAGUUGAGCGUCAGCCGCGACUGCGAGCUCUUCCGGGCCCUCAACAUGCACUACAACAAGGCCAAUGACUUUGAGGUCCCUGAUCGCUUUCUGGAAGUGGCUGAGAUUACACUACGAGAGUUUUUCAAUGCCAUUGUGGCCGGAAAAGACGUAGACCCAUCCUGGAAAAAGGCGAUCUAUAAGGUCAUCUGCAAACUGGACAGCGAGGUCCCAGAGAUCUUCAAGUCCCCCAACUGUCUUCAAGAGCUUCUACACGAGUAAAUCGAUUUUUUUUUAACUCUUCCUCUUCGCUCAACACUUUGUGAUUUAAAAACAAAAUACUUCUCUAGAAUUUCACAGUUCUAUUCUCUUUUGCUCGUUUUCCUUUUCCCUUGCUCCACUUUUUGAUUAAUUUUAUUUGUUGUUUUUUUUGUUGUUGUUGUUUGUUUGUUUUUUUAAUGUAUGAAAGUUAUGAAGUAGCAUUCCCAAUCUGAGGCCCCUGUGCCACUUCCGAAAUGAUCUAGCUAUUGUGUUGUCCUAAUUUUUUGAAAAUCUGAUUCUUCUUAUUUGUUUUUCUAUGAUUCUGCUGAACUGCAGAGACUCUAACCUAUUUUUUAUUUUUUUUUUUGGACCGUGUGUACCCUCACUCGUUUGGCCUGUUAAAAAGCAACACUAACUAAAUCCUCAAUGUGUGGCAGGAGUUCCCGAGUUCCCAUUUAUUCUUCUAAGAACAUAGGCCGGGUUCCAAAAAGGAGUCGCCUUUGACACCCGAGGGUGUUUCUCCAAUCCUACUGCAAAGUGGGUGCUUGAUAGACUGCGCUACUGGAGAUGUCCCAAACAGACUCGUGUACACACAUACACAAGGAGCUUUCUGACUGGACUAAGACUGGACUUUACUGGUCUCUGGGACUCUGAGUGGUUUCAAAUAGCUACUGACCUUUACCGUGUUUUGAAGUGUGAUUCCCCGAACGUAGGGCACUAUGCUUAUUGGGUGUACAUAAUUAUUUUGAUUCUUAUUAUUGUUGUUUAUUAUUUGUCAUCAAUGCUUGAUAAAGAUUGACAUUCAAGAUUUGUUUGUUCCUUGAUGCCAAUGCAGAU
Molecule: messenger RNA, 3730 nt
Organism: Thalassophryne amazonica
Lineage: Eukaryota; Metazoa; Chordata; Actinopteri; Batrachoidiformes; Batrachoididae
Product: prospero homeobox protein 1-like
Biological process (GO): regulation of transcription by RNA polymerase II
Cellular component (GO): nucleus
Molecular function (GO): DNA-binding transcription factor activity, RNA polymerase II-specific; RNA polymerase II cis-regulatory region sequence-specific DNA binding
Source: RefSeq, a predicted model, not a curated record